AUGUUAACAUUAUUAUUGCUACAAGUGGUGUUUUCAUAAAAAAUUUUGGAUUCACCACUUGAACAAGUUGUAUGGUGUAAAUCUGAAACCUUCAUUCUUAGUGCAAAAGGUAUGCUAUACAAAAAUUAUACAUCUGAAAUGCCAAAGUUAAUACCAAAUGUAAUUAUGAAUUAUUCAUUCUAGUUAACCAUAAGAGAAAUAUUACAAUCAGAAGCAGAUUCUUAAGUACUUUAUCUAUUAGGUGAUUUCGAUACUUCUUAUGUGACUUAGAAUUGUGGGAAAACGUAUUAAAAAUUUAAGCAUCAAAAGACUUUGCAUGAUUUCAGGUUAAAUCCAUUAGAAGCCCAUAGUUUAAUGGCAUUUAAAGAGUUUAGAUGUAAUGCUACAAGUGGAAAUUUGUGUAAAGAGAAAUAUAAAAAAUAGUAUGAAGAUCUUUAUUGAAUUCUAGAUUGUAUGUAAGUAAUGAUUUUGGAAGUAAUUGGAGACUAGUAUUGAAUAGAACUAAAGAUGCAAUAUGGGAUAAGUUGAUUGAAUUGCCAGAAGUGCCAGAUUCAAGAAUUGUAGCAUCUUAUUUAAGUGAUUAAGGCCACGUAUAGGUUAGUUAUAGUGAUGAUUACUUUAAAACUACAAACUUAUUGAGAAAUAAUUCUUAUGGAUUUUAUUAGACUAAAGAGUAUUUAUUUAUUUUGAUUGAUGCUGAUCCUUUUAGUAAAGGUUAUGAUCUUGAAGUAAUUAAAUAAGGAAGUCUUACUCCAGUAGAAUUAGUAUUACCAAUUGAAGAUCAUUAAAAAUAUACAUUUACUGUAUUGGAUACUGUAAAUGGAUCUAUUUUUAUAUCAAUAUCUCAUUUGGAAGACAUGCCAAAAAUAAUGAAUAUAUAUUAAAGUGAUACAACUGGUACUAAAUAUACAUUAUCAUUGUUAAAUAAUGUCAGAAGUUUAGAUACUGGAAAUUGUGAUUUUGAAUUGAUUAUGAGGGGUAUUUACAUAGCAAAUAUUUAUGAUAAUGGUGAAUUUGAGAAAUUUAAGUUAAGAAGAUCAACAAAAAAUACAGAUGGUAUUAAAAGAUUAGAAAAUUAUAAAUAAAGUAGAAUAACUUUUGAAUAAGGAGGAGAGUGGCAUGCUAUCAAAGCUCCAAAAUAUGAUUAUAAAGGAUAACCUAUAUAAUGUAAUGGAGAUUGUUCAUUACAUUUAUUAGGAAGAAGUGAAGCACCUAGAAAUAGAAUUGUAAGUCAUUCAUAUAUUACAAUUGGAACUGGAAAUACUGGAAUUUAUUUAGGAAAUGAAUAUAAAACUUAUUUAAGUAGAGAUGGAGGACACACUUGGUUUGAAAUAUUAGAUGGAAUGCAUAUUUAUGAUAUUGCUGAAAAUACAGGACUAAUUGUAUUUGUAAGUGAUGAAGAAUAAGCAAGUGAAAUCUUAUAUACUUGGGAUGAAGGUUUAACAUUUAAGAAGAUAAAGAUGAAUGUUACUAUGGAUAUAACAAAUGUUGUAUAUAAAAAUGGUAAGUUUAUAUUUCAUGGAAUAUCUGAUAGUAAAACUCUUGGAGUUGCAAAGGAAGAUGAUUUUACUUCAAGUGCAUUAAAAGGAAUAGUUGUAUCAUUAGAUAUCAAUUAAAUUAUGGUUAGAGAAUGUUAAGGAUUUGAUAAUCCUGGAGAAUAAGAUUCUGAUUAUGAAUUCUGGUAUCCAACUAAUUAUGCUGGAGAUAAGUGUUUAUUUGGAAGAAGAGAAAAGUAUAUAAGAAGAAAAUAGAGAGCAUAAUGUUAUAAUAAAGAACCUAAUCUUCCAGUAUAAACAGAAAAUUGUCCAUGCACUAAGGCUGAUUGGGAAUGUGAUGUUGGAUUCAAAAGAGAUGUUUAUUCUAAUUGUAUUCCAAUGAAAGAGAUUAAACCUAAAUAAUGUAAAGGAACUUAUAUGAAAAGUCAAGGAUAUAGAAAAAUAUCUGGAGAUGAAUGUUAAGAUGGGUAUAAUAUCUAUAUUUAUUCUAGUGUUUAUUUGGGUCCAAUAGAAGUAAACUGUCAAUAAGAAGAAUAAUCUAUUACUCAAAAUUAAGAUGCCAAUAAAUCAAAUGAUAAUGAAACACCAUAAUAAUAAUAAGUUACUUCUAAAAAAGUAUAGAUUACACAAAAGAAAGCAAGUGGUGGUGGAAUUAAAUUCUCUUAUUUAGCAAUUGGAGUCAUCUUACUUAUUUUGGCAUUCUAUGCAAAAAAGAAGUAUCUUGAUACUGGAAGAAUUAAAAAAAGAACUCCUGCUCAUUAUUAUCCUAGUCGAUAAUAAGAGAAAUAAAGUCUAUUUACAGAACUAUGAUAAUGUACAUAAUUAC
Molecule: messenger RNA, 2322 nt
Organism: Paramecium primaurelia
Lineage: Eukaryota; Ciliophora; Oligohymenophorea; Peniculida; Parameciidae
Source: the annotation of a GenBank genome assembly